AUGUUUGUGAACUGCAACAUAGUGCCAGUUCUUUCCCUCUUGUUCAUCUCGGUCGCUUUUCCGAAAUUGCACCAGCUCCUGCUCAGUUACCUUGCAGAACCUGCCUGGUUGACGCUGGUGUAUUGGGGACAUAGGAUCGGUGGACUCACCCCGAUCUUCACUGGAGAGGUAGAUAAUCUUCUGAAAAAUUAUCGUGGAAGCAAAGUUCUCAUAUCGAACCAUGCAUCCUUCACCGAUUCUUUCUUAAUCUUUGCUGUUGGUAUCCUUUCGGGAGACGUUGGAAAGAUACGGGCAUUCGCCAAGAAAUCUCUCGGGAUCUAUCUACCUGUCAUGGGAUGGUUCUGGAAGUUUCUGAACUUUGUGUUUCUUGAGAGAAAAUUUGACAAGGACAAGGCAAAUAUUAUAAAGCAGCUCAAAGCCCUUGCGGAGAAGUCGAAGCAACACAAAUCUGGCUCGUUUUGGAUUGUUAUCUUCCCAGAGGGCACCCGACUUCGUCCGCAGAAGCUGAAAGAGUCACAGGAAUACGCGAAAGAGAAGAAUCUGACAGUAUUUCAGAAUGUCCUCGUGCCCAGGAUCAAAGGGUUUCAAAUCACUCUCAACACUCUGCGAGAGGAUGUGGACGGAGUCGUAGACCUCACCAUUGGAUACCCGCAACUCGAGGACGACAAGAGAGUGCAGAAGGGAAAGAUCCGUCCUUCUGUUCAGGAUCUGCUGUUUGGUGGGGGGAAGAAAUGGCAUGUGCAUGUGCAUGUCCGUGUGAUUCCUGUGAAGGAGAUCCCGGAGGAGACUGAAGCAGUGCAAGAUUGGAUGAUGAAGGUGUUUGAGGAGAAGGACAAGCUUCUCACUCACUUCAAGCAGCACGGUCAUUUCCCUGGCGAAGUCUACAAGUACAAGAGUAUCUCCAUGUUUCAGGUUCUGGCGAAUUUCUUUGGAUUUGGCCUCGUUGCUGUUUCUGUUAUGUACUUCCUGUCUGUUGGACUCCUGCCGACAAUCGGCGGCUUGCUGCGCCUCGUCUGGUCGAAGUGA
Guillardia theta CCMP2712 is the source of this 1026-nucleotide messenger RNA. RefSeq lists its product as hypothetical. The record is from RefSeq and is a predicted model, not a curated record. The transcript has a single exon. Gene Ontology annotation, molecular function: 1-acylglycerol-3-phosphate O-acyltransferase activity. NCBI's taxonomy places the organism in Eukaryota, Cryptophyceae, Pyrenomonadales, Geminigeraceae. Gene Ontology annotation, cellular component: endomembrane system. Bases 1 to 1026 code for a protein of 341 amino acids.